AUGGCGAUGUCCAACCCCUCCAAGUUCACCCUCAAUACUACAUAUCGUUUGAAAUCUGGUCACGAGAUUCCCGUCCUGGGUUAUGGUGUAUAUCAGACGCCUCCGGCCACGUGCGAAGAGGUAACGACCUACGCACUACGCGUUGGCUAUCGACACAUUGAUUCAGCCCGUGCCUAUGAGAAUGAGCAACCCUGUGCAAAAGCCAUUUCGGCCUCAGGCCUCGACCGAGAGCAGGUCUUCUUCACCACCAAAGUCCACCCUCAGGACAUGGGCUACGAGAAGACGGUGCUUUCGAUUGCGGCAUCUCUCUCUGAGACCGGUCUCGAUUAUAUCGACUUAUAUCUAAUUCACGCCCCGUUCGGAGGCAAGGAAGCUCGACUAGGGACCUGGAAGGCACUCAGUGAGGCGCAAAAAGAGGGCAAGAUUCGAUCUAUCGGCGUAUCGAACUACGGCAUUCAUCACCUAGAGGAGUUGGAGGAGUAUAUUAAAAGCACCGGUAGCUCUAGUGUUAUCAGUGUCGGCCAAUGGGAACUUCAUCCUUGGCUUCCCCGUCAAGAUAUCGUCGACUGGUGUGAGAAGAGAAAUAUUAUCCUUGAGGCUUAUUGCCCUGUCAUCCGGGGCGAGCGUAAAGAUGAACAAGUCUUACAAGAUCUGAGCCAGAAGCAUGGGAAGACCUGGGCGCAGAUCCUGUUACGUUGGAGUUUACAAAAGGGAUAUGUGCCUCUGCCUAAGAGUGAGACACCUUCAAGGAUCGAAGAGAAUGCAAAUCUCUACGACUUUCAGCUCGAUGCAGAGGACAUGGGAAAACUCCAAUUUCCCACUUCCUAUGCCUCAUGUGCGUGGGACCCAACCACGAGUCAUGACUGA
Messenger RNA from Cladophialophora psammophila CBS 110553, 867 nucleotides. Its product is annotated as alcohol dehydrogenase. NCBI's taxonomy places the organism in Eukaryota, Fungi, Ascomycota, Eurotiomycetes, Chaetothyriales, Herpotrichiellaceae. The record is from RefSeq and is a predicted model, not a curated record. Bases 1 to 867 code for a protein of 288 amino acids. Gene Ontology annotation, molecular function: oxidoreductase activity. The transcript has a single exon.